AUGGAAACACAGGCGCAAGGUCUAUUAGAAAAACAAACAUUCCCUGAGACAGAUGAAGACACCGUCACUGAUGUUGACUUGACCAAUGUGAUUUCUGAAGAAGAGCGAGAAGAAUUAAAAGUUGAAGUAAUCAAGCUAGAGGAUGAAAUUGCAACUUUACGCCAAGUUUUAGCAGCCAAAGAGAAGCACCUUGUGGAAAUAAAGCAAAAGCUGGGCAUCAAUCUGAUGAAUGAGCUGAAGCAGAACUUCAGCAAAAGUUGGCAUGACGUGCAAACUACCAGUGCGUAUAAGAAGACUCAAGAAACUUUGACUCAAGCAGGGCAAAAGGCCACAGCAGCUAUCAGCAACGUUGGAACAGUUAUCAGCAAGAAGUUUGGAGAUAUGAGGUAUUCUAUCCGCCAUUCCAUGAGUAUGCCUGCUAUGAGGAAUUCUCCUACAUUCAAAUCCUUUGAAGAAAAGGUUGAAACCACUGUUACGAGCAUUAAGACAAAAGUUGGAGGUACACCUCACCCUGGAGGAAGCUUUGAAGAAGUUCUUAGCUCUGCAGCCAAUGCUAGUGCUCAGAACCCAAUUGCAGGCAGCCGACUUUCAGAAACCGAAGAAGAGCUCCAUUGCUAGGAGCCUAAAGACCUGGCUCUGCCAGAUAACUUGGGACCCUAACAGGAGAGCAUCACUUGGGAGGUGGUGGUUGAAUUAAGAGACAAUUCAAAAGGCCUGUUCCUUCCCUCCCCUUCUUUUAACUAUAUUUUAUCUUGCUUGGGAUUUCUAUUUUUAUUGUUUUAAAGAUA
This is a messenger RNA of Notechis scutatus (mainland tiger snake), 788 nucleotides long. It is a transcript of the gene TPD52L1, whose product is annotated as TPD52 like 1. Gene Ontology annotation, biological process: positive regulation of apoptotic signaling pathway; positive regulation of MAP kinase activity. The record is from RefSeq and is a predicted model, not a curated record. NCBI's taxonomy places the organism in Eukaryota, Metazoa, Chordata, Lepidosauria, Squamata, Elapidae. Gene Ontology annotation, cellular component: cytoplasm.